AUGCCCUCAACACAAGCUUCGUCCGGCGUCCAGACGUCCACCAUUGUCCUCGCGACUCUCGGCACCGUCACCACCGCCGCCCUCGCAUACGCCGUCUACUUCGACUACAAGAGACGAUCUGACCCCGCCUUCCGUCGCUCGCUCAAGCGCCAGCAGAAGCAGGUCUCCAAGGCCGCCAAAGACGAGGCUGUUGCCGCCGAGAAGGGCCAGAAGGAAAAGCUUCGCCAGGUCGUCGACGACGCCAACAAUGAGGGUUUCCCUUCCGACCCCGAGAAGACCGAGGAGUACUUCAUGACCGAGGUCGCUCGUGGUGAGCAGAUGUGCCAGGACGGUUCCGACCCCGUCGACGCCGCUUUGUGCUUCUACAAGGCCCUCAAGGUCUACCCCCAGCCUAGAGAGCUCAUCAACAUCUACGACAAGACUGUCCCCAAGCCCAUCCUCGACAUCCUUGCCGAGAUGAUCGCCGUCGACAGCAGCAUAAACGUCUCCGAACAGGCUGCUCCCGAGUCCGAGCCCGUCGAGUAA
Messenger RNA from Aureobasidium pullulans EXF-150, 525 nucleotides. Its product is annotated as protein import receptor MAS20. Gene Ontology annotation, biological process: protein targeting; protein import into mitochondrial matrix; tRNA import into mitochondrion. The transcript is spliced from 2 exons. Gene Ontology annotation, molecular function: transmembrane protein transporter activity. The record is from RefSeq and is a predicted model, not a curated record. Gene Ontology annotation, cellular component: mitochondrial outer membrane translocase complex; mitochondrial outer membrane. Lineage: Eukaryota; Fungi; Ascomycota; Dothideomycetes; Dothideales; Saccotheciaceae. Bases 1 to 525 code for a protein of 174 amino acids.